Colletotrichum navitas is the source of this 2747-nucleotide messenger RNA. Its product is annotated as phosphatidylinositol-specific phospholipase C. NCBI's taxonomy places the organism in Eukaryota, Fungi, Ascomycota, Sordariomycetes, Glomerellales, Glomerellaceae. The record is from RefSeq and is a predicted model, not a curated record. Gene Ontology annotation, biological process: lipid metabolic process; phosphatidylinositol-mediated signaling; release of sequestered calcium ion into cytosol. The coding region runs from base 479 to 2605 and encodes 708 amino acids. Gene Ontology annotation, molecular function: phosphatidylinositol-4,5-bisphosphate phospholipase C activity. The transcript has 2 exons.
CCUGAGGCAACCACUCAGUGGCUUCUGUGCCCCCCUUGCCAAGCUGAAACUUACUGGAUCGCCGGUUUCCCUUUUUAUUUUUGAAUGGGAGGCUGCGGGCCAAAACAAGAUUGUCUGCCCCUCUCACUCUGCCUCUACCGAAGCUGUGGUAGCUUGGCGAACUGACGUACGGGGACAUCCCGCCCACAUAUACCAGCUCGGGACAGCGAGCCGAGAGCAUAGCACGUCCACCUGUAUAGCUCGACCUACCUACCUACCUACGUUGGGCUUUACACAUCUGGUAUCCCAAGCUCACGCCACCAGCGCCCAGUGGCUGAUCUGAUACCAACGUACGACACGCGGAUCGCAUCUCGUAGCCUAGCUUGCAUCAGCCAUCUUACCUUUUUUGGACCAUCUAGUUUCCCUCCUUUUCCUCCAUCGAGUCAACUCUCAGUCGCUCCCGUCACACUCACUCGGCACUCACAACCCUCACCACCUCAUGACAUCGGCAUCGCCAACCAUGGCAGACACAUCAACCCAGCCCGCGGCCGUCACGGCCAGCACCGACACAGUACCGCCUCUCCAGGCCCAGGCUGGCGGCGGCGCCAGCGAGUCGCAGCGCACCGUCAAGGCGUUCAACGACUCCGUCAUCAAGUACCUAAACAGGGUAUUCAGCAUCCAUGCCGGCCAGGCCGACCAUAAGUGGCACAAGGAGCAAAUCGCCUCCUUUGUGAAGUCUGUCCAGGGCGAGGAGACGCCUGCUUGUCUUACGGCAGGAACCAAUGCCGCUGCCGACGCCCCGGAGGAGCUUGACUUUCACGGCUUCCUCAGCUACAUGGCCUCCUCGGCUUCAGCCGCCACUGCCCCAGCCCGGGAGCAAGACCUGACCUACCCGCUUUCGAGCUACUUCAUCAGCUCCAGUCACAACACCUAUCUCACGGGAAACCAGCUGUACAGUGAUUCGAGCACCGACGCGUACAAGAACGUACUGCUUCGGGGAUGCAGGUGCAUCGAGAUCGACGUCUGGGACGGCGACGAUUCGGAUAAUGAGGAAGGCACCUCCGUCAGCAGCAGUGACGAGGAGGUCGCUGCCGGCGCGGUGGCGGAUGCGCCGAAGCCUCGGAAGGAGAAGCGGAGCAAGCUCCAGAUGCUCAAGGAUAAGAUGCCGGGGUCUCUCGCAAGCAAAUUGGAGAAGACGUCGCUGGGGAAGAAGAUGGAUGAGAGGAUCGAAAGGUCCAUCAGCCCGCCGGCAGAGACCGCCACGGCUCCGGCUCCGCCCGCGGCCGUGGGGCAACAGACAGUAGCAGCCGGUUCGGGGACGCUGCAGAAGACCCCCUCACCGAGAUACCACCCCAUCGAGCCCCAGGUCUUCCACGGCUACACGCUCACCAAGGAGGUGCCCUUCAGGCGCGUCUGCGAGACGAUCCGCGACUAUGGCUUCGUGGCGGCCGACACGCCGCUCGUCGUCAGUCUCGAGGUGCACUGCAGCGCCGAGCAGCAGGAGAUCAUGGUGCAGAUCAUGGAGGACACGUGGAAGGGCCUGCUGGUCCCGACGCCCGAUGUCGACGCCGAUGAGCUACCCCGCCCCGCGGAUCUCCUGGGCAAGAUCCUCGUCAAGGUAAAGUAUGCCCCGCCGACGGGCCCCGAGACGGACACACCAGGCGACGACGUCGAGGACGACAACGCGUCGCCGUCGCCGUCACCAUCGCCGCCGGCGGACCCGGCGAAUAAGAAGCCCGCGGCCGCCAAGACAAAGCCGAGCAAGAUUAUCCAGGCGCUCAGCAGGCUGGGGGUCUACACGCGCGGCGUGUCGUUCAAGUCGCUGACGCAGCCCGAGGCCACGAUGCCGACGCACAUUUUCUCGUUGUCGGAGAAGGGGGUCAUGGAAGUGCACGAGAAGCAGGGGGCGGAGCUCUUCCACCACAAUCGGCACUUCCUGAUGCGCGCGUACCCGUCCGGCUUGCGGAUCGGGAGCUCGAACCUCGACGCCCCUGUGUUCUGGCGCCGCGGUAUCCAGAUAGUGGCCCUGAACUGGCAAAACUGGGAUGAGGGGAUGAUGCUCAACGAGGCCAUGUUUGCUGGCACGCGCGGUUACGUCCUGAAGCCCGAGGGAUACCGCUGCCCCAAAGCAGGUUCGCCCCCCGACACGGCGCAGGGCGUCCCGCAGAUCGACUACAAGACGCUGGACCUCAAGAUCGACAUCCUGGCGGCCCAGAACCUACCACUCCCGCCCGGCGACACCAAGAUCAAGGGGUUCAAGCCCUACGUCAAGGUCGAGAUCCACGUCGAGUCGCCCGAGGAGCGGCUCCCCGGGGCGCACAUCAAGGACGACGGCCGCGAGCGCGAGGGCGCGUACAAGGCCAAGACCAAGUCGAACCGCGGCGUCGACCCAGACUUUGAGGGCGAGGCUCUGCAGUUCACGGGCGUUCCGGGGGUGGUGGAGGAGCUAACGUUUGUGCGGUUCACCGUUAGAGACGACGAGAUCGGGCGCGACGACAUGGCGGCAUGGGCGGCCAUGCGGCUGGACCGGCUGCGGCCCGGGUACCGCUUCGUGCACCUCAUGGACUGCGAGGGGCGGCUGACGGAGGGCGCUAUCUUGGUGAGGGUUACCAAGAAGUUGUCCUAGAUGUUCGGGGUGGGCGGGUGUAUGUGGAUGUCUCCUCUUCUUUCCCUACCUAGGUCGCAUCGGGCAGUUUCAGGGGUCGAACCGUUUUCAUAGCGUAUAGCAUUAAAAGCAUCAGUUCUAAUAGCGUCACCCAUUACUUGGC